Stegostoma tigrinum is the source of this 2960-nucleotide messenger RNA. Its product is annotated as acidic fibroblast growth factor intracellular-binding protein. Gene Ontology annotation, biological process: platelet aggregation. Gene Ontology annotation, cellular component: nucleus. Gene Ontology annotation, molecular function: fibroblast growth factor binding. Lineage: Eukaryota; Metazoa; Chordata; Chondrichthyes; Orectolobiformes; Stegostomatidae. The record is from RefSeq and is a predicted model, not a curated record.
UUGACAGGUCUCUGACCCGGAAGUUGUCGUUGGGUUGGUUUCUGGGCUGUGGUGGGGGUCUACGCUUUUAAGAACUUCCCCGGGAUCAGCCGCUUUAAAUAAAACCAGGAUCACUAACUUCAGACUAGUUACUGUAAGGACAGGCUGGGGGUAUAGACUGUUUCCAUAGUAUUAGGUUCUGGCGACUGGUUUUUCCGUAGAAACAGUUUUUUGGGUUUAGUUACCAUAACAACAGUUUUUUGGGGUGUAGGUAGUUCCCAUCAUAACAGAUUCUGGCGACUAGUUUCUGUAGAAACAGGCCUGGGGGUAGCCAAUUACUAUAGAAACAGGUUUGGGGGUAGCCAGUUACUAUAGAAACAGGCCUGGGGGUAGCUGGUUUCCAUAGAAACAGGCUUGGGGGUAGCUGGUUUCCAUAGAAACAGGCUUGGGGGUAGCCAGUUACUAUAGAAACAGGCCUGGGGGUAGCCAAUUACUAUAGAAACAGGUUUGGGGGUAGCCAGUUACUAUAGAAACAGGCCUGGGGGUAGCUGGUUUCCAUAGAAACAGGCUUGGGGGUAGCUGGUUUCCAUAGAAACAGGCUUGGGGGUAGCCGGUUCCCAUAGAAACAGGUUUGGGGGUAGCCAGUUACUAUAGAAACAGGUUUGGGGGUAGCCAGUUACUAUAGAAACAGGCCUGGGGGUAGCCGGUUUCUAUAGAAACAGGCUUGGGGGUAGCUGGUUUCCAUAGAAACAGGCUUGGGGGUAGCCGGUUCCUAUAGAAACAGGUUUGGGGGUAGCCAGUUACUAUAGAAACAGGUUUGGGGGUAGCCGCUUCCUAUAGAAACAGGUUUGGGGGUAGCCGGUUACUAUAGAAACAGGCCUGGGGGUAGCUGGUUUCUAUAGAAACAGGCCUGGGGGUAGCCGGUUUCUAUAGAAACAGGCCUGGGGGUAGCCGGUUCCUAUAGAAACAGGUUUGGGGGUAGCCAGUUACUAUAGAAACAGGUCUGGGGGUAGCCAGUUACGAGAGAAACAGGUCUGGGGGUAGCCGGUUCCGAUGGUGACAGGUCUGGGGGUAGCCGGUUCCUAUAGAGACAGGUUUGGGGGUAGCCAGUUACUAUAGAAACAGGUCUGGGGGUAGCCAGUUACUAUAGAAACAGGUUUGGGGGUAGCCGGUUCCGAUGGUGACAGGUCUGGGGGUAGCCGGUUCCUAUAGAGACAGGUUUUUGACCCAUGAGUUACAAUAGUAGCUGGAGCUGGGGUGGUAAUUAGCGUAUUUACCACAAUUGCUGAUCGCAAGGAUAAGUAUAGUGGGAACCAACACUAGCUCCAGUUACUGUGUUACCUGGCUAGGGGUUAGUGACACUGGUGACUAUUGUAAAUGGUGAUAGCCUCAGGAACAGGACUGAGGGGGUACUAGUCACCUAUGUAACGGGCUAGGGAACCUUAAUGUGAGGGAGCGUGGGGCAUUUUGGGUGGAGUUCUGCACACGCUGCCAUUACCAGUGGAGGCGGAGGUCUCAGUAACCAGGGCCAGUUAUCGGAGUGGCAGGAGGAGGCCAGCCUGUGGCAGGAAGGCUGUCAAGAUAUGGCUGUGGAACUGGACGUCUUUGUGGGGAACACUACGCUGAUCGACAAGGACGUGUAUCAACUCUGGCUGGACGGGUACUCAGUAAGCGAUGCUGUUAGCAUCCGGAUCCAGAGUGGCAUCUUGGAACAGAGUGGCGCCACACCAGAUGUGCUGGAGAGUGACACCAUGGACCAUUACCGGGCCUUCCAGAUGUUAGAGCGCCUGCUGCACAGCCCCCCGAAGCUGAUCAACCAGCUCCUCUUCCAGAUCCCACCACCAAUGCAGUCCAUGUUAAUCGAAAAGUAAGAUCACAGGAUUGGGCUAACAUACCAGGAGCAGUGGGGCUGGCAACCCCAAAUAACUCAAGGGACUGUUAUUGUGGUGGCUUAUGUCUCUGUCUGCGUCUCUCUUGCUCAUCAGUUCGAUAACUUCAAGCGAGUGUUUAAGGUGGUGGAGGAGAUGAAGGCGCUGGUGGAGAACAUUCAACAGAACUUCCUGCUUUCGGACAGGCUGGCAGGAGAUUACGCUGCCGUUGUGUUUUUCGCCAACAACCGGUUUGAGACAGGCAAGAAGAAACUCCAAUACCUGACCUUCGAGGACUUUGCCAGCUGCGCCGAACAGCUCAUUCGGAACUGGACUCUCGGAGCUGUGGAUAGUAUGGUUGAUGAUAUGGAUGUUGACCUGGAUAGAGAGUUCCUGCAGGAUCUGAAAGAUCUCAAAGUCCUCAUUACCGAUAAGGAUCUCCUUGAUCAACUCAAAAGCCUGGUGUGUACAGCACUGAGAGGCAAAGUCAGCACCUUCUCUGAAAUGGAAGCCAAUUUUAAGAACCUCUCUCGGGCUUUGAUUAACAUUGCCGCCAAGCUCAUCCACACCAAGGACGUCCGGGACCUCUUCAUUGACCUGGUGGAAAAGUUUAUCGAGCCAUGCAAAUCCGAUCGGUGGAGCAGCAGCGACGUCUCGGCUUUCCUCACACAGUACACCAACACUGCCCGCGCGCUCGAUGCCUUCAAACACCAGUAUCUAUGGGAGCGAUACAUGGGAACCAUCAAAAGCUGCAUUAUGAAGAUGUACCACGAGUGAGGGUUCCUCACGUCAGACACGGACCGGCUGUGAGCUCUAGCCGUGAUGUCUGGAAGAAGAGCAGGCUGUUCUGCUUCCCGCUACAAAGAGCCCGUAUUGGAGUUUGCUCCUGAUGAUUCCCAGUUGGGGAGGGGGUGUUUCAGUGCUGGCCUUGCGGAGAGAACGUUGUUGCCGCCAUCUUCAAGAAGCAGAUCCUGGCUCUCGAGGCCUGUCUCUCUCCCUCGGGAUCUUCUCUGGAAAGGGAUGUUGUCCCUCGGCCUGGGUUAUUGUUAUCAGCCUCUUCCCCAGGUCAGCGAGAGGCUCUGACUGUUCAAUAAAGCUCUUUGUUUGUUCUAA